This is a messenger RNA of Stylophora pistillata, 351 nucleotides long. RefSeq names its product nuclear RNA export factor 1-like. Gene Ontology annotation, cellular component: cytoplasm; nucleus. Gene Ontology annotation, biological process: poly(A)+ mRNA export from nucleus. Gene Ontology annotation, molecular function: RNA binding; protein binding. Lineage: Eukaryota; Metazoa; Cnidaria; Anthozoa; Scleractinia; Pocilloporidae. The record is from RefSeq and is a predicted model, not a curated record.
AUGGCAGACAGCGACAGAGAGCUUCUUUUGACAUCAGAAAGAGGAGUGACAAAUAUACCUUCAGUCAGGGUUCAGUCACUUGACUUAAGUAACAAUCGCCUAAAGAGCUUGGAUGGUUUUAAGGACCUUGCAAAGGAAACAUCAAACUUAAAGCAUAUCAAGAUCUCCAAUAAUCAAUUAAGAGCUGUAGAAGAACUGGACAAGAUAAAGUCCUUGAGUCAGCUCCAAACCAUUGCACUUGAUGGCAAUCCUCUUUGCGAUAUAUUUCAAGACAAACAAAGUUCAUAUACCAGUGCUAUCAGAAGCAGGUUUCCUAAAGUAACCAGUCUGUCUGAUGCUGUUCCUAAUUAA